Effrenium voratum is the source of this 732-nucleotide messenger RNA. The record is from the annotation of a GenBank genome assembly. NCBI's taxonomy places the organism in Eukaryota, Dinophyceae, Suessiales, Symbiodiniaceae.
AUGUGUAGACAGGCCGCCGACGCAGUGAUGCGGGCCUACCGUGAUGGCUUCACACGCCAAGCAGUGCGGCUCCGGCUGGAUGCGGCCUACGAGGGCCAGGAUGACCUGCGGGCCCUGCUGAAGGCCACGCUGCCCCUGGCCAAGAGCUUCGCCACGAAGCUCUGGGCCGGUGACUACCUUCGCGGUGUCAAGACCUCCUUGGUUGACGAGGACGUCACGACCCUCCUGUACAGAGAAGCUGACACCGCGCUUAUGGAUGCGGCCGUUCUGUACUUGCCGUCCAGAGAGGUCAUUGCCUCUCCCAAGUUCUGGAAGUUCUUUCAGAGCAUGGGCGACCGGCUGGUGGUGGUCGCCAACACCGAGAGCGCGGCGGCCUCCUGGCGCGUGGAGAACCGGGGCGCGGACUUCGGCAGCAAACUGGGGCUGGAGCUGUGCAAACUCUUCCGGCAGCAGAGCUACUACUACCAGCUGGUGCCCAUCAACAACUGGCAGGUCACCUUCUUCCGGUCCUAUCCUUUCCCUUGGGAGCUCUGGAUUGAGGACCUGGACUACAACUUGGUGAAGCUUGGGGAGUCCGAGCAGAAGCCCAGCUACGAGCAGAUCGUGGCAUGGACCGAGGCCUAUGAGGAAUCAGCGGGCGUAAAGGCAUUCCAGAAGGUGGGGAAGCUCCUGCAGGACAACCAGAAGAGGUUGGACCCAGACGAAGCCGCGGCUUUGGCGCUGGGCUCCUGA